AUGCGAGUAAGUAACUUCAACGAAGAACAAACUGCUUCUGUCGGCAAUUGACAACCUUUGCUUCUGUCGAUUGAGCGGGGGACGGUGAGUACUGUAUCUGGCGGGCUGAGGUGGCGGCGGGGAGAAACGAACAACGAACGACGAAACCUUCCUUUAUUAGGGUCGGAAGAGAAGACGUGAUGUGCUUAGGUCAUGCAUGUCUGGAAGGAGGUGAUCGCUAACGCUGUCAAUGUUCUUAAAGGAUCUCCUCGGCACGAUGUUCGACAGAGAAUUCACGUUCCUACUUUCUCCCUCCUCUCCUAUUCGGCGGGCAUCGUCCUUUCCCUCCUUCGUCGACCUCGUCGCCGUCGUUCGCGAUGCCCGCCAUUCACCCUAACCGCCACAACGACUCUCAGUCCUCCUCCUCUCAUCGUAGCUAUACUGACCGAGGUUCGCCUACUCACACGCGACGGCAGGAUGUUCGCGACGAUGUUCCUCAGGUUCACCAUGACGUUCACUACCACAUACAACUGCCCUCCUUGUCUAUGUAUUCUAAUCACGGUCCUUCUACAUCCAGUCACGUAUACCUCAAUCCUUCGAUACCCCCUGUUGUGCCCGUACAACGAAAUCAUGAUACGCACUUUCAUCUUCCCCCAUAUGCAGUGUCGCCUGGGACAGCGAUGGUACAUGGAAGCCAUCAGCAUGCUUCUUGGCAGCCGCAUCCUUUCAUUCGGAUCCCGCCUUUGGUACCACCUCCAGUCCCGCACAAGGUUUGGAUACUGGACUGCAGGUCCUGCGGAACGUUUCUCACCAAUAGGGGAAUGAAAGCGGUCCUCCUGUUGCGCCCCAAUGUCCCUCUCUACUCGACGGACGCAAUGCCAAUCAACUGUUCCGCUUCCGCAGCGAACGAUCCACCUCUCCUUGCUUCCUCGUCGCAAGGAAAUGCCGAGGAUAUUGAACGAUUCCACGUAAACACCCGGACGUGCGAAUGUCUUACUCAAACACUUUGCUGUCACGGUUGCGGCAACAGUGUCGGCUACAUGAUUGUCAGUCCGUGUCAUCGCUGCACUUCAUCUAUCACCGUCACCAAUCGUACCACGAAUGGACAUCGAUUCGUGUUCUACUCGAGUGAAAUCCUCGCGUGCGAGCGACACUACGUUCCCGGAGAAGAAGGCGUCCGGUCUCCUGUGGUCUCAUUACUUCCCGUUCCCGCUCCCAACCAGCCUGGCAGCUCAUCACAUGCAGACGGUUUUGCACCAAGUGAUAGUGGGAUGUUCGCUUCAUUAUCCUCCAAUAGCUUACUCAGCGACCCGACUUCAGACCUAAGUGACAUGGAGUCGCUAACAUCUUCCCCUCCUGCACUUUUCUAUGCCAGCAACCCGAGUUCUCCAUUUCGAGAUCAAGGAUAUCCAUAUACCCAGACCAGUCAACGGGUCUCACAGUCCCGUAUGCCCGACCUAUCCCCGGUGCCUUCCCAGUUACAGUCAACCCCUGCCUUUGCCUCUGCUCCUGGCGUUCGGGAAGUUCCGACACAUCGAUCUGAGCUUUCUUUCCAACCCCUCAAGACAGGAGAUGUCCUAUAUUGGCAUCAUCUCAUACGUAGUGGGGAGAUGCCGGUCGUCGUGAAUGAUUCGAGAGCCAGAAGAGCUUCUCUUUCAGCCAAGAUGACAGAGCUGGGCUUCAAGGGGGAUAUGCGUGGUAUCGGCCAGGAACGAAGUAGUUCGGUUAGCCGAGGUGUCUUUGCAGGACGAUGAUACAUGUACAGUUGUUUGCUUCGACUUGACUGAUGACAUUCAUGAUCAUGACAGUUAUUUGCUAGUCUGUUUGCCGUCGUCUUUAUCGUUCGUCUUUCUAUCCUGGCAUAUUUGUUCCAUUCAUUUCGCAACUUCUCCAUUGCCGAUGCCAAAGCCUGCUUGUUAGCUCACAUCUCUCCUUCGGACAUAUUGCCUUGUAAGUAAAUUCAUUCGAUUUGUAGCUUAUCUCUUUGUCACCAUACGAACUCUCCUUUGCUAUACCUAGUGUAUUGAUAUAUCUUCUCGAUAGGCCUGACCACGUUUCCAGUAAAUAAACAACCCUCACUCUCUCAGAGACAGAAAUCAUGGUCACGUCUAGACGUUUCAAAGACCCUUGAAUGUUUUCGAAGGUCAUUAGAGGGCCUCUUGGUCCCGAAGUUAGAACUUUCCUUAUUGGGCAGCGCACAGAUAGACGCCGUUAAAGGCGUUCAUAAACCUGUCGAAUUCAUUUCUCUCGAAAAGCAAUGAAUUUGCAAAGCUCGAGGCUAUCUUCUUAUUUGAAUGCGACAAUAAUAUCGACGCCUAUAUCUUGCACCAUUGUCUCGCGCUCUGCUAAGGACAAAUACAUAUGUGGCUGGUCUUGGC
Molecule: messenger RNA, 2357 nt
Organism: Somion occarium
Lineage: Eukaryota; Fungi; Basidiomycota; Agaricomycetes; Polyporales; Cerrenaceae
Source: the annotation of a GenBank genome assembly